CAUGCCUUAAAAUAGAUGUUCAUACAUCAGCCUCUCUCCAGCGGCGGCGGCAGCGGCGAGACAUGGCCGACUGGAGCUGCCUGCCCCCGCUCCCAGAAGGAAUCCCAGCCCUCGCCAAGGACCGUGGGUGGCAGCGGCAGCAGAAGUGACCUGCGGGCCCCCGUGCGGCCUCCUCGCCCCCACAGGUAUGCCGGGUGGGUCUCGGCAGCUCCCAUGGCCUUCCUGUCCAGGUUCUACAGGGCCAGCAGCAGGUCCCCGAGCCGGGCCCCGCGGGAGGAGCGCGGGGGACACCCCAUCCUCAGCGUCUUCGAGCUGGAGAGGCUCCUGUACACGGGCAAGACGGCCUGUAACCACGCUGAUGAGGUGUGGCCAGGACUCUACCUGGGAGACCAGGAUAUAGCCUCCAACCGGCGGGAGCUGGCCCAGCUGCGCAUCACCCACGUGCUCAACGCCUCCCACAGCAAGUGGAGGGGGGGGGCCGAGUACUACGAGGGCACCGGGAUCCGCUACCUGGGCAUCGAGGCCCACGACUCGCCCUCCUUCGACAUGAGCCCCUACUUCUACCCCGCCGCCGACUUCAUCCACCAGGCCCUGAAUGAAGGGAGGAUCCUCGUGCACUGCGCUGUCGGGGUGAGCAGGUCGGCCACCUUGGUCCUCGCCUACCUCAUGAUCCGCCACCACAUGCCCCUCGUAGAAGCCAUAAAGACGGUCAAGGACCACCGUGGCAUCAUCCCCAACCGCGGCUUCCUGCGCCAGCUGGUGGCCCUGGACAAUGCCCUGAGGCUGAAGAGGAGCUCCUGAAGGAGGAGGAGGAGGAGGAGGGGGGUGUGUGUGCUGUGGUGGGAGCAGUGCCCACCCCGUGCCCAGACCAGGCUCUCUCUCCCCACGGCGCAGUCGCUUGGCAGCUCGUGGGUCACCUCAGCCCAGGGGGUGCCCAGCCCUGCCAGCCAUUCCCAGUGGUCCGGCACAGCCCCUCCACCUGCAAUCCUGCCACCCAGGCAGGUCUGACCAGAGCCUCCCUCCCAGCCUGCUCGCUCCAAGAUGCCUCCGGAGGGACUCGGCCCCACCUCACAGGUCACUCCAUCCCCGUGGGCUCCAGGAGGCCUCCGAGGCCUCGUUCUCCCUCCUGGCAGAUGCGUUUGCCGAGCCAGUCCCGUCCCUCCCUCGCAGGACACCGAAGCUCUGUGUCCCCUGUCGUGUCCCCCCGUGUGCUCUCGGUGUGUGUAGCCUCGUGAACCAGGCCUGGUGUGUGGGCUCAGCCUCCCGUCCCAGUGUUUGGGUGCUCUCCAUGCCUCGUGUCAACCCGUGAAAAUAAAGCCAGUGCUGAGGAAAAA
Messenger RNA from Lepidothrix coronata (blue-crowned manakin), 1334 nucleotides. RefSeq names its product dual specificity phosphatase 26 (putative) (gene DUSP26). Gene Ontology annotation, molecular function: MAP kinase phosphatase activity; protein tyrosine/serine/threonine phosphatase activity. Gene Ontology annotation, cellular component: cytoplasm. Gene Ontology annotation, biological process: protein dephosphorylation; negative regulation of MAPK cascade. The record is from RefSeq and is a predicted model, not a curated record. NCBI's taxonomy places the organism in Eukaryota, Metazoa, Chordata, Aves, Passeriformes, Pipridae.